AUGCUUGCCCAUCCUACAAAAGGAAUUGGCGAAAUAAUGAAGCGUUUCGGGGAAGCAGAAUUCGCUUGCGAGUGGAAAUAUGAUGGAGAGAGGGGACAGAUUCAUAUGGAAGAAUCUGGUAAAGUUCACAUCUACAGUCGCAACCAGGAGGAUAAUACAUUGAAGUUUCCAGAUGUUAUCGUUAAGGUACGGGAAUGUGUUGGUCCUAAUGUUACUUCUUUUAUUGUUGAUGCAGAAAUAGAAGUUGAGGGAUGCUUUACAUUCGCAAAGAGUUUGGACUCUUCCGACACAGAUGAAAUAAAUGUUUUCCUUGAUGAAGCCAUCAAGGGCAACUGCGAGGGUCUGAUGGUAAAAACUUUAGAGGAGCAUGCCACCUAUGAAAUUGCGAGAAGGUCACAUAACUGGUUGAAAUUGAAGAAAGACUAUCUUGAGGGAAUAGGCGACACAUUAGACCUGGUCGUCAUAGGAGCGUAUUGUGGAACAGGUAUCUACACUAUUUCUAUCGGUACUGGUUUCAGCGAUGAGGAUUUAAAAGCACAGUACGAAUUGCUGCUUCCUUCUAAAAUUGAAAUGGUUAAAUGCGCUGAUUUGUCAAUCUCUCCUCGUCAUAUGGCUGCAAAAGGGCUUGUCGACAAAGACAAAGGAAUAUCUCUUCGCUUUCCCCGUUUUCUUCGAAUCAGAGAAGAUAAAAAGGGUGAAGAUGCUACCACAGCGUCACAAGUUGCAUCCAUGUACAAAAAUCAAGAUCAGAUUAGAAAUCAGGCAGGUCCGGCAGAAGAAGAAGAUGAUGACAUUGAGUACUAG
This is a messenger RNA of Strongylus vulgaris, 804 nucleotides long. Lineage: Eukaryota; Metazoa; Nematoda; Chromadorea; Rhabditida; Strongylidae. The record is from the annotation of a GenBank genome assembly.